CCUGCCACCGGCAUCUCCCCGGCUCCGCACCUGGGCUGGGGGAGGCGGCGGUGCCGCGCUGCCCUUCGCGUCUCCUCUGCGGGGACGCUGUUUGUCCCCGCUGUCGCCUUCCCCGCCGCCUGCCGCACACCGGGGCCGCCCAACCCCGCCGCUACCGGAGCCACCGGAGCCGCGCGGAGCCCCCCGAGCUCCGCCACCGCCGAUGCCACCGGCGCGGGGCGGCUGGCACGACUGGCACAGCACGGGCACAGCCCUCGCCCCCCCCCCGCUCCCCCUGCCCCUCGGGGCCGCCCCGGUGUCCCCGCUGUCCCCGGGCAGCGCGGCGGUGGCAGCGGGGCCAUGCCCGCAGCCGGGAGCGGGCGCUGAGCCGGGCGGGCCCCCGGGACCAUGCUGAAGUUCCGGGCGGACCGGAGGGUGAGCCACAAUGAAAGGCGGAACACCUUCCUGCACCCAGUGACGGGACAGGUCCCCGAGGACACCUCAAGGCUUGACUUGCCAAAACACGGCUCGGACAUGUCCAGCAAGGCGGGCAGCAAGCGGCCGGCCACCGUCCCCAGCGAGCCCCCCAACCACGCCAUGGUGGCCGAGGUGCCCCCGGAGCGCCCCGGAGGCCGGGCCCCGCGCCCAUCCCGCAAGGGCAUCGCCUUCGGGAAGCGCUCCAACUCCAUGAAGAGGAACCCCAACGCCGCUGUCACCAAGAGCGGGUGGCUCUACAAGCAGGCCAGCUCGGGGGUGAAGCAGUGGAACAAGCGCUGGUUCGUGCUGGUGGAUCGCUGCCUCUUCUACUACAAAGAUGAGAAGGAGGAGAACAUCCUGGGCAGCAUCCCCCUGCUCAGCUUCCGCGUGGCCGCCGUGCAACCCUCGGACAACAUCAGCAGGAAGCACACGUUCAAGGUGACGGUGUGCUGGGUGCAGGAGCUGCCGGCGGGUAACGGGCAGUCCCUGUCUCCUCCCCAGGCCGAGCACGCCGGCAUCCGCACCUACUUCUUCAGCGCCGAGAACACGGAGGAGCAGGAGUCCUGGAUCCAGGCCAUGGGCGAGGCCGCCCGCGUGCAGAUCCCGCCCAGCCAGAGGCACGAGAAGCCAGACUCGGAGAACAUCCCCCCCAGCAAACACCACCACCACCACCACUGCAACGCCGCCCACCGCGAGCACCCCAAGGCCGAGCCCGACACCAAGACCCGCGGGGAGGGCGACGGCCGCGGCUCCGAGAAGAUGGAGCGGAAGCCGUCGGAGCGGGCGGACGCCAAGAAGGAUCCUCUGGCCAAAACCAACGGCCUGGUUGGGCAGGAGCCGCCCUCGGAGCCGGGCAGUCCCUACCCCGAGGGGCCGCGGGGGCCGGCGAGCGCCGAGCGGCCGGCGCAGCCCAAUGGAUGGCCGUACCCCUCGCCCAGCCGGCCCGGCAGCACCGCCUUCCCCCCGGCGGGGGACGGUGACAGCGGGGCCCAGCGCCGCGGCGUCACCCCCAGGUCCCACCCCGAGAAGGUGGCCCAGCGCAAGAGCUCCAUGACGCAGCUGCAGCAGUGGGUGAACUCGCGCCGCGCCACCGCGGCCCCCGAGGAGCUGCGCAGCCCCACCAGGUUUUACCCCGUGUCCCGCCGAGUGCCCGAUUACUACUCGCCCUACUCACCCCAGUACCCCGAGGAGUACCAGUACUACCCGCCGGGCGUGCGCCCCGACAGCAUCUGCUCCAUGCCCGCCUUCGACCGCGUCAGCCCGCCGUGGGCGCUGGAGGACAAACGCCACUCCUUCCGCAACGGGGCUCCCUUCCACGCCGCCUUCGGCCGCCAGGACGUCCCGCUGUGGCUGCCGGCGCCCUCCAGGCCGCCCAGCUACCUGGACGAGGUGGACGCGGCGUCGGGCUCGCUGCGGAGGAUGUCGCUGCAGCCGCGCUCGCGCUCGGUGCCGCGCUCGCCCAGCCAGGGCUCCUACGGCCGCGCCAGGGUUUACUCGCCCGUGCGCUCGCCCAGCGCCCGCUUCGAGCGGCUGCCGCCCCGCGGGGAUGAGAUUUACGCCGACCCCGCCACGUUCGUGAUGCGCAGGUCCAUCAGCUCGCCCAAGUACGAUUACCUGGGUGACAGGCGGCCCGUCCCGGCCGGGAUGUACCCCUACCACUUCCCGGCGUCCCCUUCCAUCCACGACAAAAUGGAUGAACUUUUAGACCUUCAGUUGCAAAGAAACCUAGAAUAUUUGGACCAGCAGAUGAGCGAGAGCGAGACCCUCAUCACUAUGGUGAACAGGAUGGUGGAGACCUCCUCCCCUAGGGCCCAGCUCUACAUGCAAGUGACGCCGUUCCCGGAGCCCUACAGGGACGCCCUGCACCCCUACAAGAUCAGCGAGCAGGACACCGAUAAGCUGCUGGGGAAGCUCUGCGAGCAGAACAAGGUGCUGCGGGAGCAGGAGAGGCUGGUGCAGCAGCUCCGCGCUGAGAAGGAGAGCCUGGAGAGUGCCCUGAUGGGGACCCACCAGGAGCUGGAGAUGUUCGGGAGCCAGCCCGCCUACCCGGAGAAGCUGCUGCACAAGAAGGAAUCUCUGCAGAACCAGCUCAUCAACAUCAGGGUGGAGCUGUCCCAGGCCAGCACGGCCCUGGCAAACAGCACGGCCGAGUACGAGAGCCUGGAGAGCGAGGUGUCCACCCUGCACGAUGACCUCUGGGAGCAGCUCAACCUGGACAUCCAGAACGAGAUGCUCAACCGGCAGAUCCAGAGGGAGAUCUGGAGGAUCCAGGACGUGAUGGAGGGGCUGAGGAAGAACAACCCCUCCCGAGGCACCGACACGGCCAAGCACCGAGUGGCCCUGGGCCCCUCGGGCACGUACAGCUCCAACAGCCCUGCCAGCCCCCUGAGCUCUGCCAGCCUCACCAGCCCCCUGAGCCCCUUCUCCCUCAUCUCCGGCUCCCAGGGAUCGCCCACCAAGCCCGGCCCUGGCGAGGAGCCGGGCCCGCCUCGACCUCCCCUCCCCAAGUCCUACGUGCCCCUGGAGUCUCCUCCGGCCGUUCCUCCGCUCCCCAGCGAGAGCCGCCUCUGGCCCUACCCCGCCUCCCCCUCCUGGCACCAAGGAGAGGCCAAGCGGGGACAGCCCAAACCAGGCCUGGAGCAGAGCAAGAAGGAGCCUCCCAGGCCCAGCCCCCCAGGCCCCACGCCCGAGGGGCUCCCACAGACCCGCCCGGAGCACGACGGUGACAAACAGGCGGCUCUCAACAAGGUGGGAAUCGUCCCCCCCAGGACCAAAUCUCCAGCGGAGGAGGAGGCGGUGCCCAGGAGGAACGGGCUGGCCAACGGGCUCAGCUCCCGGGAGAGACCCAAGAGCGCCGUGUUCGCCACCGAGACCAAGGUGAAGAUGAGCGUGGAGGAGCAGAUCGACCGCAUGAAGCGCCACCAGAGCGGCUCCAUGAAGGAGAAGCGGCGCAGCCUGCAGCUCCCCAGCCCACAGCAGCUCCCCGGCCCCCAGCCCGACACUUCCAGCACCAAAACCCCCUCGUCCUACAAGGUGGUGCGGCGGCACCGCAGCAUCCACGAGGUGGACAUCUCGGACCUGGAGGCCGCGCUGCGCUCCGAGGAGCCCGGCAAGGUGUACGAGACGCCGCAGGAGGAGAUCGCCCGGCUGAGGAAGAUGGAGCUGGAGCCGCAGCACUACGAGGUGGACAUCAACAAGGAGCUGUCCACGCCAGACAAAGUCCUGAUCCCCGAGCGCUACGUGGAGCUGGAGCCAGAAUCGCCCCUGAGCCCUGAGGAGAUGAAGGAGAAGCAGAAGAAGGUGGAAAGGAUCAAGACUCUCAUUGCCAAAUCCAGCCUGCAGAACGUCAUCCCCCUGGGCGAGGGGGAGGUGGACGCCCCGCAGGACCCCGAGGUGCAGCUGCAGGAGCAGGAGAAGAGGAUCGAGAUCUCCUGUGCCCUGGCUGCCGAGGCCUCGCGCCGCGGCCGGAUGCUCUCGGCUCAGUGCGCCACCCCCAGCCCUCCCACCUCCCCAGCCUCCCCGACUCCACCGACCAACCCGCUGUCGUCCGAGCCGCCCCGGGCCGACAGCAGCCACCUCAUGCGGGUGUGAGCCUGUGACCUCAAGCCCUGGCAGCUGCUGGCGCCACCAAGUUCCACGGGGCCACGUUUUAGUCCCCUCCUGAGGUGACACCGAAGCUCUCGCCACCGUCCUCGGUUCUCCCGGACCCCCUUCCCUCCCUCCGGCGGCGACAGCAGCGGGAGAGGUGGCACCGACGGGAGGCACGUCCCAAGGAGACGGGCAGGGGGCUGGCAUUGUCCCCAAGGAGCCACCAGGGCUGUCAGUGGGCACAAGGACACACCCAGACAGUGGCCACAGGGACACACCUGGACAGCUGUGACAGCGGCCACCAGGACACAGCUGUGACAGCGGCCACCAGGGCACAACUGGACAACUGUGACAGUGGCCAUGGGGACACAGCUGUGACAGUGGCCACCAGGGCACAACCGGACAGCUGUGACAGCGGCCACAGGGAUAUAGCUGUGACAGUGGCCGGGACACACCUGGACAGCUGUGACAGUGGCCACCAGGGCACAACCGGACAGCUGUGACAGCGGCCACAGGGAUAUAGCUGUGACAGUGGCCGGGACACACCUGGACAGCUGUGACAGUGGCCACCAGGGCACAACCAGACAGUUGUGACAGCAGCCACUGGGACACAGCUGUGACAGCGGCCACAGGGACACAACUGUGACAGUGGCCAUAGGGACACAACCGGACAGCUGUGACAGCAGCCACUGGGACACAGCUGUGACAGCAGCCACAGGGACAAAACUGUGACAGUGGCCAUAGGGACACAGCUGUGACAGCAGCCACCAGGAUACACCUGGACAGCUGUGACAGCGGCCACUGGGGCACAACCGGACAGCUGUGACAGUGGCCAUCGGCCCCUGGUGAGCACAGGACUCCUGGGAUGGCCCCCAAGGUCUGUGAAGGGGCUCUUGGGGUGGGGACCCGCCUGUCCCCACCACGGAUGGUGCUGCCACCUCCCAGCGGACCUGGCUGCUCCCUCUGGGCUCCUCGGGCGCCGUUUCCCUUCCCUCAGCUCUGACCCUGAUUUUGGAACCCAUCUGUGUCCCCCCCGGUGGCUCAGCUGGAGGGAGAGGGGACAGGACAGAUGGAGGUGGCACUGGGGGGACACGGAGGUGCCCAGGGCUCUCCAAGCACGGAGCAGGAGCUCUGGGGGCAGAGCAGGGAAUUGGGGUGCCAGGUGGGAUAAUGGAGCUGUGGGGUCGGCAGGGACCCCUCUGGAGGGUGGGGACGGUGCUGAGGAGGGGUCUGGGGACAGAGGUGUCACCUGCUGUCACCCUCCAAAAAUCCCUUCCAGCGGCUCUCCAGCCCCUUCCAGCGGUUCAGAUUUCCUGUAGCAAAUCCCCCCUUUUCUUUAUCAUCCCGGAGAGUGGGAAAGAAGCAGAAUCCCUGGAAGGAUGUGAGCAUGGCAGGGGCCAGGAGCUGGAUCUCAAAUCCCAAAUCUCCAACCCCAAAUCCCAAUCCAUCCCUCCUGGCCCCAUCCCAAACCCCCAGGACCCUCCCUGCAUCCCAAUCCCAACUUAGCAAUACUUGUAGGACCCCUGGAGCCCUAAACUCCCAUCUGAGCCUCCCUCAGCCCCUUUAGCUCAUAAAGCUGGCCCUUUAUUUUGCUAUUUACAUGCCUUAAUAUAUGUUUGAUGGAAAUUCUACAUUUAUAAUAUAUAUCUAUAUUUGGUUUUUCCUCUUCUUUUCCCGGGAAAAAGCUCGUGCCGAGCACUCUCUUCUCCGCAGGAUUUGUUGGCGCCAGCCCCGCCAACAAAAAAAAAAAAGAAAAAAAAGAUUCUUUAUCAAUUUAUCAGAGGGGGAAGGAAAUUAAAAAAAAAUAAAAAACAAAACAAAAAAAACCAAAAAAAGAAGAAGAAAAAAAAAAGGAAAAAAACCUAUUUAAAAAAUAUAUCUAUUUUUUCUGCUUUUAUUAAAAGCAAAUUUAUUUAAAAUAAAAUAUACAGAGACUGUAAGUUUGAAGAGAGGAUGAGUUUAUUUCCCUGUGUCCCCUCUUGGGUCACUGGGGCAGACCCCCCCCUUACUCUGGGGACACCUUGGGGACAUCCUGAGGUGGCUGUGGGACAGCAAUUCCCAUCUCCAGGACCCAAAGCUCCCACCCCACCCUUCCCAAAGCCACCAGCUGCUGUCCCCAAAGUACGACCCGGCCGCGAUUUUAUUUUAUUUUAUUUAAAAAAAAAAAAUAAUAAAAAAAAAGGAAACCAAACCUUAAUCAAUUAAUUUUAUUUUGGUUAUUAUUUUUCAUAAACACUUCAUAAAGCAGUGACUUGUUAGCCCGGAAAGGAUUUGCAUCGGAGGGAAAGAAAUAAAUAAAUCUAUUUAUGCAUUCGGAGAGGGUGGGAUGGGAGGGCUUUGGUUUUCUGGGGUAUUUUCCUAGUGGUAGAGAAAUAAAAAUAUCUAUGAAACAA
Molecule: messenger RNA, 6437 nt
Organism: Zonotrichia leucophrys gambelii
Lineage: Eukaryota; Metazoa; Chordata; Aves; Passeriformes; Passerellidae
Gene: PLEKHA6
Product: pleckstrin homology domain containing A6
Exons: 27
Coding region: 388-4047 (1219 amino acids)
Source: RefSeq, a predicted model, not a curated record